UAGACAACUAGGACGUCAAAUGAGUAGAAACGGUUACGAACAGUCCCCCUCAAAAGUCAACACUACCCCCCAAAUUGCUAGGCUUAGCCUCCUCCACACCUCGUCCCCUCACGCUUUCCACCUUCGUCUUAAUUUCUGUUUUAAGAUGCUCUCCCCUGAAAUAGAAACCAACUUAUUAAUCUUCGCAACAAGAUUAUUAUAAACUACUCAUCAUUGUAAGAGAGAAGAGUAGAGUUCGGAUAUAUAGAGUAUUCGUCAUGAAGAGCACUUGUGUUGGGGCGUCGGAAGGCGUCGACAGUGGCGGCGGCGGCGACAGAGCUGAAAAUGAAAGGGCGAAGAGCGCGGUAGAGAGUAUACACUCUUCCGUGAAAGGCGUCGGUGUCGUCUUCGUCGCGCUUUUGGUCCUCGUCGUUUUGAUCUCCGCGCGAUGGGUCGACCACGUCCCCUUCCUCCUAAAGACCAGCAGCAGCAGCAGCAGCAGCAGUACAGUCACAGAGAAGCAGAUAUCCUCCCACUAUGACCAUGCGCACCCCAAAAGAAUCCCCAUCUCCUUCGCGUGCCCUCCUAAUGGGACAUCCGUCGAACACCUCUCCUGCACACCGAGAUCACCACCACUACGUACCACUAGGACUGCUGCUGGUACUAAAACUUGCCCGGGUUACUUCCGCUACAUCCACGAGGACCUGCGGGCAUGGCGGGGGGCGGAGGGGAUCACGCGCGCGGCGGUGGAGGGGGCGCGGCGGUUCGCGCACUUCCGGCUGGUGGUGCUGGGCGGGCGCGCGUUCGUGGAGCGCUACGCGCGGCCGUACCAGACGCGCGACGUGUUCACGCUGUGGGGGAUCCUGCAGCUCCUCGCGCGCCGCCCGGGCCGCGUCCCCGACCUCGACCUCAUGUUCAACUGCGAGGACCCGCCCCUCGUCCUCCUCGACCGCUACCGCCGCCGCCGCCCCGACGCGCCGCCGCUGCCGCCGCUCUUCCGCUACUGCAAGGACCACGCCUCCGCCGACAUCGUCUUCCCCGACUGGUCCUUCUGGGGCUGGCCGGAGAUUAAGAUAAAGCCAUGGGAGCUACUUUUAGAGGAUCUGAGGAAGGGGAGCGAGAGAGUGAAAUGGAAAGAUAGAGAACCCUACGCGUUUUGGAAAGGAAACCCAAGUGUUUCCCCGAGCCGAGAGGACCUUCUCAAGUGCAACGUCUCCAAUGGCCAAGAGUACAAUGCUCGGCUCUUUACACUGAACUGGGACAGUGAGACCCAGAGUGGAUUCAAGAAAUCAGACCUAGCUAGCCAGUGUGUAUACAGGUAUAAGAUUUAUAUUGAUGGCAAGUCGUGGUCGGUGAGCGAGAAGUACAUCUUGGCAUGCGACUCGCCGAUGUUGCUGGUGACGACUCCGUACCAGGACUUCUUCACGCGGGGAUUGAUGCCGGGUCACCAUUACUGGCCGAUUAAACCCGAUCGGAAGUGCCAAUCGAUCAAGUUUGCCGUUGAUUGGGGCAACAGCCACCCAGAUGAGGCACAAGCUAUAGGAAAGGCGGGAAGCGGCUACAUUCAAGAGGAAGUGAAAAUGGACUACGUAUAUGACUACAUGUUGCACUUACUAACAGAGUACGCAAAGCUCUUGAGGUACAAACCAACUGUGCCCGAGAAGGCGACCGAGCUGUGCCUGGAAUCGUUGGCCUGCGCCGCCGAAGGGCUCGAGAAGACGUUCAUGAUGGACUCAAUGGCGAAAUGGGUCCACGAUUCGGAUCCGUGCACAAUUCCGCCUCCAUUUGACCCUAAAGAGCUAGAAGAGAUGUCUCGGAAAAGAGACGAGGCAAUAAAACAGGUAGAGAUGUGGGAGAAUAGCUAUAGUUAGAGCACAAUUUGGGGAGAAUUGCAAGUUAUAUUGGAAGGAAUAUAUGUAUGUUCAAUGUUUUUUUGAUUCACAAUGUGUAGAGUAACAGUACAAGCUAAUGUGGGUUAACUAUAGUCGAAAAAUACAAAUAAGCUAGUUCAAUGCUUGUCUUAAUAAGCCAAUUUUAAGGCUCACAGGCUAAA
This is a messenger RNA of Ananas comosus (pineapple), 2032 nucleotides long. RefSeq names its product O-glucosyltransferase rumi homolog. The coding region runs from base 258 to 1850 and encodes 530 amino acids. Lineage: Eukaryota; Viridiplantae; Streptophyta; Magnoliopsida; Poales; Bromeliaceae. The transcript has 6 exons. The record is from RefSeq and is a predicted model, not a curated record.